Molecule: messenger RNA, 693 nt
Organism: Aspergillus melleus
Lineage: Eukaryota; Fungi; Ascomycota; Eurotiomycetes; Eurotiales; Aspergillaceae
Exons: 2
Coding region: 1-693 (230 amino acids)
Biological process (GO): transmembrane transport
Molecular function (GO): transmembrane transporter activity
Source: RefSeq, a predicted model, not a curated record
AUGAUCAUUUGGGCAAAAGCGAGCGACUUCCUCGGUCGAAAGCUCAUGCUUGUCAUUGCUGUUCUUCUCUUCCUGGCGUUCUCCGGGGCUUGUGGCGGGGCUAGUAAUAGCCUUGAGCUAAUUGUCUUUCGAGCCUUCCAGGGUAUAGGUGGUGCUGGAAUUUUCAGUAUGGUGCCCAUAAUCGCGGCAGAAAUGGUCCCUCAAGACAGAUACGGACCAUACAAUGUUGCCAUAUCAUUGACAAUUGCGCUCAGCUACUUGCUUGGGCCUUUGCUUGGAGGCGCAAUCUCAGACAACACGACCUGGAGAUGGAUUUUCUACAUCAACCUGCCACUUGGCGCCAAGGGUCUUCUACUCAUUUAUGUCACCAUGCCCGCUGCAUUUCCCGAUGUGUCGAAUCCCGCGGCGCUAUGGGUGUCCCCGAGCGUCACAAAUUAUCAGGGGAAAAUUGACUACCCCGGAUUCUCUAUACUUCUGGCCACCUCUGUACUUCUUAUUGUGGCGAUUGAGGAAGCGGGAAUUGCUUUUUCCUUGGAUUCGGCUAUUGUGGUCGUCUUUGUUACUCUGUCGGCUGCGCUCUUCGGUGCCUUCCUCGUUUGGGAGUGGUACUUGUAUAAGUCCCGAUUAAGCAGAGAGCCCGUAUUUCCGUGGCAAUUUACCAAGAAUCGAGUUUUUAUGGGAACGUGUCUGUAA